AAAUAUCUCUCCAAAUGCGCACAAGAGUCCCAGGACCUGUGUCUUUUAUUUACCUAAAUCAGAAUAUACUGUUACCCCUCAAAACUGCCAGAUUAACCCACAUAAACCAUCGUCUGCACGGCUGACAUGAUAUGAAGACAGUCAUCAAACAAGCCCUUUUGCUGUGAUCAGAGCAAACAAUGAGGGACAGUCCAAGAAGACCCAUCAUCCUGAAGAGGAGGAAACUGCCAUUUCAGAAGAGUGAAUCUGAUGCUGGGUGCGAUGAGGCGGACGGGCCACGCUGCAAGGCCAAACCGACCCCUUCCACCGCCCGGUGCUUCCCUGAUGGCAUCCGCAUCAUGGACCACCCCACCAUGCCCGACACACAGGUGGUGGUGAUACCGAAGGCCGCUGAUCUUCAGAGUGUCAUCAGUGCCCUGACGACCAAAGGGAAGGAGUGUGGCCCUCAGGGGCGCAACAAGUUUAUCCUGCUUAGUGGCAGCACCAGUUUGGAUGAGGAAGGUAAAACUCUUGGGCAUGUUUCUACGGAAACCAGGGCAGAUUCUGGGAAAGGUGGUCUGACUCUAACAGGAACACAGGGAGGUGUGACAUCAGAGGGCACUAUGGAAGCUAAGUCCACUUUAAAAACUCUAAAAAAGGAGACGCAGUGCUGCCCACUUGAUGACAGUCUGACAAACAUCCAGUGGCUGGGAAAAAUGAGCAGCGAUGGGCUUGGAUCAGAACCGGACCAGAAAUGCCCCAGCAAGAACAAUCCAAGCAGCUGCCAUCAGCUUCAACAGCUACCCAGAAUACCAGAGGAGGUGAAAGACCCUCAGUCCGAGCGACCCCCAUAUUCCUACAUGGCCAUGAUCCAGUUUGCUAUUAACAGCAAGAAAAACAGGCAGAUGACCCUGAAGGAAAUUUACAAUUGGAUUGAAGACCAUUUCCCAUACUUCAGAAACGUUGCAAAACCUGGGUGGAAGAAUUCUAUUCGUCACAAUCUGUCGUUGCAUGACAUGUUUGUCCGUGAGACGUCUCCUGAUGGCAAGAUCUCCUACUGGACAAUUCGUCCAGAAGCAAACCGCUGUCUCACUCUGGACCAGGUGUAUAAGCCUUUGGCUGACCCUGUGACUUGCGUUCAGACCACACAAGUUGUUUUCCAACAACAACAGAAGAAAGUUACAGCAGAGCCGAAGAAAGUGAUGCCCGCACAUGGCACAGAGAGGAAAAUGAAGCCUCUUCUGCCUCGGACUGACUCGUACUUGGUUCCCAUCCAGCUUCCUCUGACUCCAUCGCUCUUUCUGCCCACCUCCAGCCCCGUCUCUCUCGCCACCCCUCCACAACCUCUAAGUUCUUCCACUCCAAGCUCUGGCGGCGGAGGCAAGAGAGUCCGGAUUGCCCCUAAGGUCUCACAAAACGACAUGAACUCAGUGAUGCUGUGUACACCUGCCACUCAGGAGCUGAAGGAAGAGCCUGUGUGUGUACCAGUUACUCCUGAAGUGUCUGUAGCCCCGCCCCCUAAAACUAGGCAGCGAGAGAACAGCAGCUCUCGCCGCAAACAACGUCUGGUCCUUCCAGCCACCGAGGAACCCGUCCUGCUGUACCCCGACAGCACUCUCUUUGACUCAGGCGUGGUCUCCGACGUCUCCGCUUUCCAGGACACACGAGAGGCGGAGCCUGACCCAGAACCUCAGCCCAUCCCUAAACUCGAACCUGAUAGCCCCUAUAGAGAGUACACUUUCAAAACCCCCAUAAAGAGCAGCCACCCAUCCUCUUCGACACCUAGCAAGCUGCCCGCAGCUCUGGAGCCCUGGAGGAUCACUCCUGUUGGAAAAGGUGGUGUGCUGGACUUCAGCCCCAUCCGUACACCCAGCGGGCCACAGCUCACUCCACAACGACAUGAACACACUCCAUUUAGUUUCAACGGCACACCUUUUAAGGAGUUACCUCUUUUCAACUCACCCCGAGAGCUACUCACCAACGCCCGCCCCUCGCCGAGACGUUCCACCCCGACCUGCUCCAGAGAGCUGCAGGUAGGGGCUGCCAACCGCUCUCUGACCGAAGGGCUUGUCCUAGACACAUUGAAUGACAGCCUGAGUAAAAUCCUGGUGGAUAUCAGCUUUUCCGGGCUGGAGGAUGAUGAUCUCGGAAUGGGUAAUAUUAGUUGGUCCCAAUUUAUCCCCGACCUGAAAUAACUGAAUUCCCGUAGCGUAUUUGAUCUUUUAUCCAAGCUGCUCACACUUCCUCCACUGCCUCUGCUUCUUAUUUACUUAUGCUUGAUCUUACUGUACAUAUUUUUCCUUCUAUUUGACUAUAAUUUUCUUCAUUUCUCUGCUGACAAAUGUUGCUAUUUCACUGCCUAUUACUUUAGGCCAAUAUUUGCUUUAUUUGAGGUGUGCAACCAAAACUGUUGUUGACGAAUGUACUUAGAUAUAAAUAAUUUGCACGUUGUAAUAUAUAAUAAAUAUAUAUAUAUAUAUAUAUAUACACCGAUCAGCCGCAACAUUACAACCACCUGCCUAAUAUUGUGUAGGU
Molecule: messenger RNA, 2514 nt
Organism: Myxocyprinus asiaticus (Chinese sucker)
Lineage: Eukaryota; Metazoa; Chordata; Actinopteri; Cypriniformes; Catostomidae
Gene: foxm1
Product: forkhead box M1
Exons: 9
Coding region: 180-2174 (664 amino acids)
Biological process (GO): regulation of DNA-templated transcription; G2/M transition of mitotic cell cycle
Molecular function (GO): sequence-specific DNA binding; DNA-binding transcription factor activity
Source: RefSeq, a predicted model, not a curated record